AUGGCACCACCCGAAGUCUCGCGUGACGCUGAGCUCCUCUAUGAUUAUCACCAGCUGCACAUGACCCUCCAUCGCAAGGUCGACGCUGUCUUCUGUCUCUGCAGCCUAGACACCCGCGUCGCCGAACGCGCCGCCGCGCUGUUUCUCGACGGCUAUGGCGACUAUCUCAUAUUCUCGGGUGGAUCUGGCAAGCUGACCGAAGGCCGUUUCAGCAAGCCCGAAGCCGAGGUAUUCGCCGACAUCGCUCUCCAGAUGGGUGUCCCUCGGGCGAGAAUCAUCGUGGAGCCGCUCUCUACCAACACAGGCGAGAAUGUGCGAUUCGCGUACACGUUGCUGCAGAAGAAGGGUCUGCUGCUCCGCUCAUUCAUCCUCGUCCAGAAGCCGUAUAUGGAAAGACGCACUUUUGCGACAUUCAAGCGUCAGUGGCCUGACGAAAGCACCGACAUCUCAGUUACAUCGCCACAACUCUCGUGGAAAGACUAUCCCAACGAAGAAAACCCGCAGGAUCUGGUCAUCAACAUAGCUGUUGGCGAUCUGAUACGCAUUCGCGAUUACCCGGCGAAGGGGUUCCAGAUCCCCCAGGAUAUCCCCGAUGGGGUAUGGCAAGCGGCCCAGCGACUCGUUCGUGCAGGUUAUGAUAGCCAUCUACCAUAG
Anthostomella pinea is the source of this 654-nucleotide messenger RNA. The record is from the annotation of a GenBank genome assembly. NCBI's taxonomy places the organism in Eukaryota, Fungi, Ascomycota, Sordariomycetes, Xylariales, Xylariaceae.